GUUAUUUUCUAGUCACCUUCAUAUUUCAUACAUAUAUAUACAUAUACAGAAAAUCGCAUACAUACAAUCCUAUAAUAGGUGAUUUAACUUUAUCCCAUAAUAAUAAUAAUAAUAUCCAUUUCAAUCUAUAUUUCCCUAUAUAGUUACUAUUUAUUUUAUAUAUAUAUACGUACAUAGAUACUAAAAGUUUAAUUGCCAAGUCCUAUUUCAUUAUUUAUCUAUUAUUAAUACCCCAUCGAAACGAAUGUAAAACAAAAAAAAAUUUAAAAUGUUUAUCAUGUUAUUUGAUGAUGAUAAUGAAAAAAAGAGAAGGUAUACACAUUAUAAAUCAAUAUAAAAACUCACUUUAUCAAUAUUUAAUCAAUAUAAACACCUACUAAUCUCUAUAUUGAAAUAGAACGAUCUAAUUGAUCAGAUCAGAUCAGAUCAUUUAACCUAUAAUCAUUAUGUAAUCAUGCUACUUAUUAAUUAUUAUCAGUAUUAUAUACAAUUUCAUUUAAUUACUAUUUCUAUCCAAUUCAUUUUAAAUAUAAAUUGUCAUUUAUUAAAUUCAUCUCAUUUAAAAGAAUUAUAUUAUUCUAUUAAUGAAGAAUCUGAAAUUGGUUCAUAUAUAGGUAAUAUUAAAUUAGAUUUUGAAAAGAAAUUUUUCAUUUCUAUUAUUAAUGAUGAUAAUACUAAUUUAGGUAUAUUUGAAUUAUAUAAUGAUAAUGAUAAUAAUAAUAAAAACUUAUUUCGUAUUGAUGAAAUAACAGGCAAAUUAUUUGUUGCAUCACGUAUUGAUCGUGAAACUAUAUGUCCAAAACCAGAAGAAGAAUUCAAUGAAUUAUUCACUAAUAAUCAAUAUUUAAUGACAUCAUCGACGUCGUCGGCGUCAUCAUCAUCAUCAUCAUCAUCAUCGUUAUCUUCAUCUAUAAUGAUGGAUAAUACAUUCAAUGAUAUUUCAACAAAAGAAUGUCAAAUCCAUUUAACUGUAUGUAUAUCACGUAUUCAUUGGAUUAAUGUUAUUAUUACUAUACAUGAUAUCAAUGAUCAUACCCCAUAUUUUCAAUUAACUUCAUCUAAUAAUAAUAUAUCAGAAAAAUUAAUAUAUAUUGUAAAUGUAUCGGAAUCUGUCAGUUCCGGCUAUGAAAUACCAUUGAUCAUUGCUAAAGAUCCAGAUAAAGGUAUUAAUUCUGUUCAAUCUUAUUCAUUACGUGGUAAUGAUUUUCAAUCUACAUUAUUUUCAUUAUCAUAUAGACCACCAUAUAGUUUAAAUCUUGUUAUUCUAGGUGAAUUAGAUGCCGAAAUGAAGAAUAAUUAUACUGGUGAACUUAUAGCAUGUGAUGGUGGUCAAAUCAUUCCGAAAUGUUUUAAUCAACCAUUUCAAGUACAUAUUACGGAUGUAAAUGAUAAUAAGCCAAUAUUUAAUCAAUCAGUUUAUGAUAUUGAAAUUUUAGAAAAUAUUACAAUGAAUUCAAUAAUCAUUCAAUUGAAUGCAACGGAUGCUGAUUCUAAUCAAAAUGCUAAAUUAUCUUAUAAAUUUGGUCGACCUAUAAGUCAAUCAUCUUUAGAACAUUUCAUAAUUGAUAGUAAUACUGGUGAGAUUUAUUUAAAAGCAUUAUUAAAUGCUAAGGAAAAUAGUGCAUUUAUUUUACCUAUUAUAGUACAGGAUAAUGGUAUAUUACCAUUAGUUGGUCAGACAAUAGUUCGUAUCACUGUUAAAGAUACCAAUGAUCAUGAUCCAUGGAUUGAAACCCGAUCAAUACAAGAGGGUAAUUUACAAAAAACAUCAGUUGAUAAUAGUCUUAAUAAAGUCAACUAUAGUAAUCAAGAAGUUCAGUUAUCAAUAAGUGAAAAUCAACCAGCUGGAACAAAUAUUGGUUUAAUUAUCUCUGGAGAUGAUGAUGUUGGUGAAAAUAGCAUAGUAUCUUGUGGUUUAAAAUCGAAAACUGAAGAUUUUAAACUUGAACACGCUAAUUCUGCGAAAGGACGGGAAAUAUACCGUUUAAGUACAACUAAAUCACUUGAUCGUGAAACAGUGAUAGAUGGGAUUAUUAGGAUUGUUAUCACAUGUCAAGAUAAUGGCAGACCAAGUCGAACAAGCGAACAAACAAUUUUAUUAAAUAUAAUGGAUUUAAAUGAAUACAGACCAAUGUUUACUCAAGAAAAUCGAGUUAUCAAUCACAUUAUGCCGGAGAACCAACCAAUAGAUACUAUUUUAUUACAAGUCCAUGCCAGUGAUGCAGAUUCUACUCCGGAGAUACAAUAUCAUAUAUCAAGCGAAGCCCAAUCGUAUUUUCAUAUAGAUCCUGACACCGGUGUGAUAAUUACAAAAGCUUUAUUAGAUAGAGAAACUAUGCCUCAAAUUAGAUUUCUUGUUUAUGCCACUGACAAAUAUUCACCUGAAACAUUACAAGGCAAUCAUGUAGCUGUAGCAAAUGUUACUGUUCACCUGACUGACAAAAAUGACAACAGUCCAGAACUUAUCGGUAGUAAAACUUUCCAAAUAGUCGAAAAUCGUCCAGGAUUUUCUGACUUAGUUGGCCAACUCACUUCAAUUGAUCAAGAUGAUGGAAAUAAUGGAACAGUGCAUUAUAAGUUGAUAUCAGUCAGUGAUAAUAAAAAUAAACGAAUCCCUAAUGAAUUGUUUAUGAUUAAUAGUGAUACUGGGAAAAUAUUCGCUACAAAGAAACUUGAUAGGGAAGAGAAUAGUCAAUACGAAUUAAUCAUCUUACUGCAUGACCUUGGAACACCUAUACAACGUAGUUCAACGGCAUCUGUAAUUGUUAAUGUAUUGGAUGAAAAUGAUAAUAUUCCACAGUGGGAACAAAUCAUACAAGCUUCUGAAUUCUCAUCUCCUCAACAAACUGACCUUCUUAAACGACCACAUAUGAUCGGUUUAAGUACAGUAACAGAAUUGGGAAUUAUGAAUAUAACAGCACCAAUUUAUCGAGGACAACAAAUCCUUAUUUUAUCAGCUAAAGAUGCUGACGAUGCGCAUAAUGCAAAUUUAACAUUUCAACUGAUUAAGGUCCAUUUUCUUAAGAAUGAUUAUAUGCAAAGUGAAGAUAAAGUUUUAUACAAGAAUAAAAUUCAUUCUACCAAAUCUUACGCCACAUCAUCAGUGGAUUCGUCAUAUUUUGUCGUAGUUAGUAAAACCGGUGAAUUAAUUGCUGGCCCGGGUCAAAAAGGCAUUGGAUUAACUGAUAGUGGAAUAUACGAAUUAUAUCUACGUGUAUGUGAUAAUGGAAAUCCUCCUUUAGAUUCAAAUGCACGUUUAUUUCUAAAAGCGCAUCAAUCAUUAAAUUCAGCUUUUGCUGAUAAAUUUGGAGAAAAAGGCUUUCUAGGAUAUUUAUUGACAAAUGGUCAUUUAGGUAUUAUGUUAGUUAUAAUUCUAUUGUUAAUUAUGUGCCUUACAUCAGUAUGCCUUAUUAUUGUAUUCAUUUCAAUUCGACGAAGAUCAAGUCGCCAACAACAACAACAACAACGUCAAGCUAGUAGAAAAUUGUUAAAAUAUGAUAAAAACUCUUAUCCGUUACAUUUGAAUGGUGAAUUAAUUGUUGAAGAAAAUAUUAAUUUAGGCGGUACAAUUAGUAAUUAUGGUAAAUUAUACCAUUCACCAAUUAUAAAUACAAUAUGUCCGGGUGAUGGUGAAAGUUUAUACAAAUGGAAUCCAGAAUGUGGUUAUACAAUGGGAAAUUUUGGUCCACCACCGAUUUAUAAUUUUUGUGCAUUAAAUACAACACUAGAUAAAAUGCGAUCUAGUCAUACUGAUAGUGAUAAAAGCAGUUCAGCAUUAAUGUCAACUGAAUUCCCAUGUUCGAUUAAUCAUUAUUGUGAAGAAAGACCAAUGAUGAAUGGGGAACAAACAAUUAAUUAUGGAUUUACAUCUCCACUUAGAACAAUACCAAAUUCUGAUGGAUUAGGAUUUAAAAAUCCCAAUAGUUAUACUGAAACAUGUUUGAUUCCUAAAACAAUACAAUCAGAACUGAAUUGUCAACUUCAUAUGAAUGUAGCAGUUUCAGAAGUUGAUGGAGGAAGUGCUGAUUCCGGACAGGGAGCUAGUGAAGAAGAACCUGUGAAUCAUGAUUUAUCAAAGUUUCGGUUGAAAUAUACACGUCCUUAUAAUUCAAAAGAACUAUUACUUACCAAAACACAAUGCAGUCCAAUAUCAUCAUCUAAUGGUUGCUUGAUUGAUAGUCCUACGAAUAAAAAUGCGAAUCAUUGUUCUAUAAAUGAAUCAAUCCUUUGUACACAACCUACUUUACCUACUAUGAAUACAUUUACAAAUCAUCGAUCAUCAUUAAAUAAACAAUUUAUUUAUGCAUUACAUAAUGGUAGUUCACAACGUCAAUCAUUAGUUUCAAAUGAUAUCCUACAACCUAGAUGGCGUAAACCAUUAUUUAGUAAUACUGAUUUAGGUCAUCAUAAUCAUUUAUUUGAUGAAUUUCCAUUAACAAAAAUAUCUACUAAAAAUCAUUCAUUAACACUUCCAUUAAAUAAUAAAACAUUUAUAACUGGUAAUAAUGACUAUCAACAAAGUCAUUCAACAAAUCCUCAUAUCGAUCUAACCAAAUGAACAUUAUGCUAAAGAACGAAGAAUACAUAAUGAUCUAUACUGGUUAACUCUAUUAUUAUCUUGCCAUGUUCUGUACUUAUAACCUAUAUAUAUAUAUA
Schistosoma rodhaini is the source of this 4656-nucleotide messenger RNA. The record is from the annotation of a GenBank genome assembly. NCBI's taxonomy places the organism in Eukaryota, Metazoa, Platyhelminthes, Trematoda, Strigeidida, Schistosomatidae.